UUUCUUUUAUCUUCUCCGAAUGUAAGAUUUUAGUUGUAAAUAAAAUAAGGUAUGGAUUUCCACGUAUUGGAACUUUUUAGCGGCAUUGGUGGCAUGCAUUAUGCAUUCAGAUCCGCUGCAGUUCCAGGCAAAGUGAUCGCUGCGAUGGAUAUCAACACAAACGCCAAUGCAGUAUACGCCCACAAUUUCCCAACAACUUCAGUGUGUAACAACAACAUACAAAGUUUAACACCUGAAAAAAUAGAAAAAUUGAAUGUAAAUAUGAUACUCAUGUCCCCACCCUGCCAACCACACACGAGAGUCGGUAAUCGCUUGGAUGUAGAUGAUAAUCGUUCGGACGGUCUGCAGCACAUCUGUAACUUGCUACCACUAUGUCAAGGCGUUCAAUAUAUACUUAUGGAAAAUGUAAAAGGAUUUGAAAUCUCAAAAGCACAUGAUCAAUUCCUUGAUGCGCUGCGUCUAGCAGGCUACCAAUGGCGAGAGUUCAUACUCUGCCCAACACAGUUUGGUAUACCAAAUUCUAGACGUCGCUAUUAUUGCUUAGCGCGUAAAAAGGAGUUUUGCUUUGAUGGCGGACACAUCUUAGAUGAUAUACCAAUAGAGUUUAGAAUGGGGGUGAUCGAUGGAAUGAUGAUUAGUAACUUACUACUGCCGGAUAACCUAAUCGGCCCAGAAUGUUAUUUACCAGAUAAAAUAUUGAGUAAGCGAGUGUGGUUAAUGGACAUCGUAACUGCGGAAGCAAGAAAGACAAUGUGCUUCACAAAGGCCUACACCUACUAUAGUGAAGGAACGGGCUCCAUUUAUUGUCCUUUGAAUAAAAAGGAAAUGGAUAUCGUUUUCGCAAAGGUCAAAGAAUUAGAACUAAGUGAAGAGUCAGAGGCUUUGCGUUUAGAACUACUUAAAAGUUUAAAAUUGCGAUAUUUUACCCCACGUGAGAUAGCAAGAUUGAUGAGUUUUCCAAAUACUUUUGAGUUCCCAACAGAAACUACAAAUCGUCAAAAAUAUCGAUUCUUAGGAAAUAGUAUAAAUGUACACGUUGUGGGUGUGUUAAUAAAAAUAUUGUGCUCCUGAA
Molecule: messenger RNA, 1072 nt
Organism: Anastrepha obliqua
Lineage: Eukaryota; Metazoa; Arthropoda; Insecta; Diptera; Tephritidae
Gene: Mt2
Product: tRNA (cytosine(38)-C(5))-methyltransferase
Exons: 2
Coding region: 52-1071 (339 amino acids)
Molecular function (GO): methyltransferase activity
Source: RefSeq, a predicted model, not a curated record